Polyodon spathula (Mississippi paddlefish) is the source of this 2767-nucleotide messenger RNA. RefSeq names its product transcription factor Sp8-like. The coding region runs from base 199 to 1590 and encodes 463 amino acids. The transcript has 2 exons. Gene Ontology annotation, molecular function: RNA polymerase II cis-regulatory region sequence-specific DNA binding; DNA-binding transcription factor activity, RNA polymerase II-specific. The record is from RefSeq and is a predicted model, not a curated record. Gene Ontology annotation, biological process: regulation of transcription by RNA polymerase II. NCBI's taxonomy places the organism in Eukaryota, Metazoa, Chordata, Actinopteri, Acipenseriformes, Polyodontidae.
CCUCACACUAGAAUGUGGCUGAGAGGCGCUACGACGUUUCUCAUUGGCCGCCCGUGUCCCAGCGGCACUUCAAAGCCUGAGAGGAGCUACAAUUGUGGUGGAAUGGGCGGAACAGAUCAUUGUAUUGCGCACCUCUAAAAAAACACUGCUCUGAUUUAUAAAUAUAAAAAGAUCCUCUGACGAGGGCACUUUUUUGUGAUGGCAACUUCACUUCUAGGGGAAGAGCCGAGGUUAGGAUCGACUCCAUUAGCCAUGUUAGCAGCUACCUGUAACAAGAUCGGCAGUCCAAGCCUUUCGCCAUCCUCUAUUUCGGAUAGUCCCUCAUUUGGGAAAGGAUUUCACCCCUGGAAAAGAUCCACUGCAAGCAGUUGUAAUUUGGGCUCCAGUCUCUCCGGUUUCGGGGCCUCUGGAGCGCCUCGGAACGGGUCCGGUCUGCCCGACUCGUUCGGAUCAAACAGCUCUUCAGGAUCUAGUGCCUUUUCCUUGACUUCAAGCAAUUCGUCUAACUCUCCCUUUGCUAACGAGUACUCUGUUUUUCAGGCUUCUGUUUCAAAUAGUUCGCAAGAGCCUAGCCACCAGCCUGUUUUUAUUUCCAAGGUCCAUACUUCAGUAGACAGCUUGCAAGGUAUAUAUCCCAGGAUGAGCGUGGCGCCGCACCCGUACGAUUCCUGGUUCAAAUCCUCCCACCCGGGCAUACCUUCUGGAGACGUUGGUGCCACGGGCGCUUCUGCCUGGUGGGAUGUGGGCGCAGGAUGGAUUGAUGUGCAAAACCCCAACGGGGCAGCGCUACAGAGUUCCUUGCACUCCGGUGGACUCCAGACUUCCCUGCAUUCUCCUUUGGGAAGCUACAACUCAGAUUAUUCUGGCUUGAGUCACUCUGCUUUCAGCACCAGCGCUUCUCCUCACCUCCUAACUACCGGUCAGCACCUGAUGGACGGAUUUAAACCUGUUUUGCCAGCUGCUUACCCAGACUCUAGCCCCUCGCCGUUAGUAGGUGCGGGGUGCACCAUGUUGGCGGGAGGUCCCGCGUCUACUCUGGCUGGAUCUCCGCGAUCCUCAGCCCGCCGUUACUCAGGCAGAGCCACCUGUGAUUGCCCGAACUGUCAAGAGGCAGAGAGACUGGGGCCAGCCGGGGCGAGCCUCCGAAGGAAAGGGCUGCACAGCUGCCAUAUUCCCGGCUGCGGGAAGGUGUACGGCAAAACGUCCCAUCUCAAAGCACACUUGAGAUGGCAUACAGGAGAAAGACCUUUCGUCUGCAACUGGCUCUUUUGCGGAAAGCGAUUCACGAGGUCUGACGAGCUCCAGCGGCACUUGCGCACCCACACCGGAGAGAAGAGGUUUGCAUGCCCAGUCUGCAACAAACGAUUCAUGCGAAGCGACCACCUCAGCAAACAUGUAAAAACCCAUAGCGCUGGAGGAGGGGGGUCUGUCGGGUCAGGCUCCGGGUGCAGCGGGGGAAAAAAGGGAAGUGAUACUGACAGCGAGCAUAGUACCCCAGGCAGCCCACGCUGUCAUUCACCAGACAUGAUACAAACCCCAGAUUCGGUCCAGGCAUCAGGAAUGAACGGCCACAAUAACUCCAUUGAAUAAAUGGGAGAGACUAAAUGAAAAAUACUUGAAUGACCCUUGUAUAAAAAAUGUACAUAUAGUAGAAAAGUAAGUGUUGUAUUCACAGAUAGACUGACAGAUUUGAGGGGAAAAAAGUGCCACUAGUUUGUAAUUUAGUCCCAGACAUGUGGUGAUGACAAUAAUAAUAAUAAUAAUAAUAAUAAAAUAAUAAUAAUAAUAAUAAUAAUAAUAAUAAUAAUAAUAAAGCAACAGUUUGGAGGGCUCUUUAGCGAAGUAACACCGUGAUAGAUAAAGACGCUGAUUAUAAGCAAAAAUACAGCUUAUGUUUGUUUAGGUUAAAAUUCUACAUUUAUUCACUGCUUUAUAACUUAAAACAACAAGUGGUUAGUGUAAAAAAUAGACCGAGAAAAACCCUACAGUGGGCAAAGACACCCGUUGAUUAAGUAUGUCAAUGGCAUGGUCUUGUUAGUAAAACUUUUUAAAAAUAUAUAACCAUUUUAUUAAAAAGUAAACAGAAAAUUGCAGAGUGCAUUGUAAUGUUAUUCACAUAUGAUACAAAAUAAGUGUGCUGAUUUGUCCUUACUUACAGUUCAUUUCAUAGCCUAACAAGUGAUAUAUUUGUUAAAGAGUAUGUGUCCUUAUUUCCCGUACUCACAUUGGGUAUAAACUCUUGUUUGGUUAAUUACAACAUAUUGAACAACGAUAAGUUUCUGCACCAAGAAUGUAACACUGGAAAACGUUCUACAGUAGUGUAUUAUUAAACAGCACCAGUGUAUUAUUAAACAGCACCAGUGUAAAGGUGUGACAUGUAUGUGUCCAGGAGGCGAUUUUUGUAUUUUCUUGUAAAUUGCGUCUAGUUAAUGUUUGAAAAUAUAUUGGGUACUUUUUUUUUUUUUUUUUUGUCAAUAGCAUUGACAAAGUUAUUGGUGCAGUCCAAGAACUGUAAUCUGGACUUCUAUCUCGUUGUGCAUAUCAAGACCCACUUGGAGGGUUUAUUUCUUGACUAUAAGUUUAGAAACUAUAAAAAUGUAAUAAGCAGAUAUAUUUGGUAAAUGUUGAAUGGCAUUUCUAUUUAAUUGAGCACGUGUCUACUUAUUGAAUAUGAGGACAUUCCGGAUGUAGUUUGAGAUUUCUCAUAUGUUUCAUAACAAUCGUGCUUUUAAUAUGAAGCUCUGAUAAUAAAGUCAUAUUGAAUCUA